AUGAGCGAGACCACAGAGGACAAGAAACGCUCGGUGGAGCAGGAUUCCUCCGAGAGAAAUGUGAAGCCGCGUCUUGAGAAGGGCGUGGCACCCAUAAAGCAGGAAUAUCUCGUGGUUGGCGGCGUGGUGGCCGACUACAACGACGACGAAGCAGAGUCUUCCAAGCACACUUCUGGGGAGAAGGAGAGCAAGAAAGAUAAGAAACGGGGCCAAAACAAGAAAAGAGAUCUACGGCAGGCACACGAGGAGAUUAAACUAUGUUCUUCCGUUGUUGAUCCUAACAAUGAGACUAAAGAGUGUCCGUAUGGGGCCGACAAGUGUCGUUUCUCGCACGAUAUCAAGGCGUAUCUCGCCUCGAAGCCAGCAGACAUCGAAGGUGUUUGUCCCGUCUAUGCCGCAAUUGGCUACUGUCCUUCUGGAGUGAAGUGCAGAUGGCUGGGAUCGCACUACAACCCAGAGACGGGUCUGUUGCUGGAGCAAGAGGGUGUUGAGAAAAAAGAGCACAAGGGCGAGGUCAACUGGAUUUCUGCGGCCACCAAGAGCCAAUUGCAAAAGAAGAAGCUGCCGAUGCCUGUUUCUGACGAGGUGAUCCAGUUUUUGGACAGCGUGGUGAUAGUGAACGACGAGAAAAAUAGCAUGACGAAGGAAGAGCGCGAGAACCAAGAGAUAGACGAGAAAAAAAUCAACGCAGCCUCGUACACGGAGUCCCGCUUCAGGACGGGCGAGAAGAAAAGACUGAACCUGAAGAAUGCCAAGAUAGUGUCUCCGCUCACCACUGUGGGCAAUUUGCCGUAUAGAAGAUUAAUGCGCACGUUGGGAGCAGACGUGACUUACUCCGAGAUGGCGCUUGCUCUGCCGCUGAUUCAAGGCUCGAACUCCGAAUGGGCCCUUCCUCGCGCGCACGAGUCCGAGUAUCCGGGCUUUGGUGUCCAAAUUGCGACUGCCAAGCACUGGCAGGCAUGCAAGGCCGCCGAGGCCAUCCAAACGCUCACGAGCCACGUUUCGGAGCUGAACCUCAACUGCGGCUGUCCAAUAGACAUGCUUUACCGCAAGGGCGAAGGAUCGGCCCUUCUGGACAAUCCGUCGCGGAUGCUGCGUAUUCUGAAAGGAAUGAGCUACUCAUCAGGGGAGAUUCCUGUGACGGUGAAAAUUCGUAUGGGUGUCAAGGACGACAAGCCGGUGGCCGAGAAUCUCGUGAGACGUGUUCUGAACGAAACCGACGUGGCAGCCAUCACUUUGCACGGACGUUCUAGACAACAGAGAUACACCCGUGCCGCCGAUUGGGAUUAUAUUAGCCGGGUUGGAGCUAUCGUAAAGGAUUACAACGAGCAGCAGGAAGAGGACAAAGACAAGGUGGACAGGCCGCCUGUGUACUUUGUCGGUAACGGCGACUGUUUCACGCACGAGGACUGGCACAGGGCCGUGAGCGACGAGGGCAUCGACUCGGUGAUGGUGGCUCGUGGUGCACUGAUUAAGCCGUGGAUUUUCGAGGAAGUGGAAGCACAGCAGUAUCUGGACAAGUCUGCUUCCGAAAGACUUGCGUACUUGGAGAAAUACGCCAAAUUUGCGCUGGAGCACUGGGGCAGCGACGAGUACGGCGUGAACAGCGCUAGACGGUACUUGUGCGAGUUUAUUUCCUUCACUCAUCGGUACAUUCCAGUCGGCAUAUUGGAACGGCUACCACCGAAGCUGAACGAAAGACCGCCACCUUGGAAGGGAAGAAAUGAGCUGGAGACCCUGCUGGGGUCGUCAGACUACAAGGACUGGAUCAAGAUCACGGAAAUGUUUCUGGGCAAAGCCGGAAACGGAUUCAGUUUUAUUCCUAAACAUAAAAGCAACUCGUACGAGAAACAGUGA
Molecule: messenger RNA, 1857 nt
Organism: Ogataea angusta
Lineage: Eukaryota; Fungi; Ascomycota; Pichiomycetes; Pichiales; Pichiaceae
Exons: 1
Coding region: 1-1857 (618 amino acids)
Biological process (GO): tRNA processing
Molecular function (GO): tRNA dihydrouridine synthase activity; flavin adenine dinucleotide binding; metal ion binding
Source: RefSeq, a predicted model, not a curated record